AUGAAGAGGAAAAGGUUUCUGCUGAUGAUGCGUGAAGGUUUUCUACUGUCCUGCCUUCUGCUGCUGUUGCUUGACAGGUGUUUUGAUGCAGCAUGUCCCUCGGUUUGCUCCUGCAGUGAGAGCUUUAGAGAGGUUGAUUGCUCCUGGAGAGGCCUGAGACACCUUCCUAGUGGCAUCCAGUUUAACAUACACUUCCUUAACCUGUCUCACAACCGUCUAACUGACCUGGACCAUGCCCUGGCUCCCUUCACCCACCUCCGCAAUUUGGACAUCUCUCACAACCGGCUUUCCCGUAUGCCUGCCUUACUGCCACGCUCACUGUGGGAGAUUCAGGCCUCUGGAAACCGCAUACGCCUCCUGGAAAAGAAUGCCACUGCCUACCAUUGGAACUUACGCCAUUUGGACCUGUCGGCCAACAGGCUGGAGCGUGUUGUGUUCAUCAACAACACACUUACUGAACUGCAGGCACUCAACCUCAGCUGCAACAAAUUCUGGACUGUGCCCACCAACAUGCCAAGAAACUUGGAGAUGAUAGAUCUGUCCCAUAACUCGCUAGUACAGAUCCUGCCUGGCUCACUGGACCGCCUGCCUAAGCUGACGCGCAUUUACCUACAUGCCAACCGCUUCUCGACUGUUUGCAAGGGUGCUUUUGAACAGCUACAUGAAUUGAAGCUGAUAACACUGGGAGACAACCCUUGGGCCUGUGAUGAACCUGCAAACAUUGAGGAUCUUCUGGACUGGACCAGGUACACUUCAGCUCGAGUUCUAGGUUGUCCAUGCCACACCUGGCCAACCUGUGGACAGGCACAGCUGGCAAGAACAACUGGCUGGCACUUUUCCUCCUACACUCUCUCCCCAUAUAGAACAACUAGUUGGGAAGUCAGUCACCAAUCUGGUGUCACUACUCACUAUCGGCCAGAAGAAGGAAGUAACAAAAAGGACGUUUUGUCCAGUUCAACAAGCCUGUCUGGUGCAUCAACAGAAAUGCCUUUUACUGAGGAUUUCCUCACUUCCAGUACAGUAUUAACCACAACCACACGCAGGACAACCACUCUUCGUACCAGAAGCGUCAAGAGAAACAAUCAGAGGCUGGGUAAAAAUUCAAGCGAAAAGUAUUACGCCUGUGCGUCCACAGUCUUACUGAAUUUACUUUUGCUUGUAAUCACUGACCAAGUCUUGUGAGACGCUUCGGUAUGGUGUUUGUGAAACACACCUGAUCUUAGUUACCAGGCUCUGCAUUUAGAAUAACCCUUAUGCUUUGUAACAUGACAUGAUAUUAAUCUGCUGACAA
Molecule: messenger RNA, 1291 nt
Organism: Trichomycterus rosablanca
Lineage: Eukaryota; Metazoa; Chordata; Actinopteri; Siluriformes; Trichomycteridae
Product: oligodendrocyte-myelin glycoprotein-like
Exons: 2
Coding region: 1-1182 (393 amino acids)
Biological process (GO): neuron projection regeneration
Molecular function (GO): protein binding
Source: RefSeq, a predicted model, not a curated record